Messenger RNA from Triplophysa rosa, 5949 nucleotides. It is a transcript of the gene prr36b, whose product is annotated as proline rich 36b. The transcript is spliced from 6 exons. NCBI's taxonomy places the organism in Eukaryota, Metazoa, Chordata, Actinopteri, Cypriniformes, Nemacheilidae. The coding region runs from base 567 to 4907 and encodes 1446 amino acids. The record is from RefSeq and is a predicted model, not a curated record.
AGGUCGAGGGGGGCGAUGGUUUGGGGUUGAUCCGAGCAAUAGAAAAGCGUAAAGAAUAGACCCGGGGUGGCCUGUGCGAUGACAUCAUCUCUCAUUUGCAUAAAUCUCAGUCUAAGCGCUGAUUGGUCACGGGCCGGAGAAACCGAAGCCGUUUUCUCUAUUCAUCCCUUUCAAUUUCACCCCCGCGCGCUCCUCCCGCACUCGUCCGGUGUGCGCGUGCGUGCGCCGAUCGCCAAGCGCGGUUUCAUUCUGUGCUGCCAGGAGACGCGCAUCUCUUUUAUCGCCAGUAGACGCCGAAUCAGCUCGGAAAAGUCUGGCUCCGGUCCUCCGUUAGAGCUUCAGUCUAAGGGUUUUAUUCGCAGGAUUGCUGUCGGUUUUACUCGAUUCACGGUGACGACCGCCGGCUGUCUGGUUCCGCUUGGAGAAAGCUGAGGAGACGCGAGUACUGACUGGGCGUAGCUGGAGGAAAAGCGCUUGAGAUUCGAUCAGUCACCGUAGCUGUCUGAUAGCCGUCCUCGGUUCCUCAUUCCUCUAUUCUUAAGACGGGCCAGCAGGACUAAGACGAGAUGAAACCGGAUGGUGUUGACGUGGCAACAGUGGAGCCGAUGGAAGCGUUGAACGCAGGUCCUGAGAUCGAGGUGGUGCCAGCGGGUGGAGCUCAAGACCAGGCCUUGCCCGGCACGCAAACAGAAGCCGAACCACAGCCAGCGGAGGCGCUAUCAGCAAAUGACAAGACUGGGAAGGAGAAGUCCGCAGAUCCCAAAACUAAGACAAAAGCUCCUACCAAAACAAAGACGUCCACCGCUGGUACCAAGACGUCUACCACUGGUACCAAGACGUCUACCACCAGCUCCCGUCCCACCACCGCCCAAAGCCGUUUGACCAAUGGCACGCAGAAGACGCAAGCCAACGGUGUCGCCAAAAAGACCACCACAGCCGGGCUUGAGAAGAAGACCUUGACGAGUGCCGCUCCUAAAAAAACACUCGGCUCUACUGCUGUACCCACCACCAGGACCUCAGUGAAGACGACCGAGAAGAAACCUGCGGCGGCUCCAGCUAACGGAGUGAAGAAAACCCCUGCGGCGUCAGCGAGCAGUCUGAAAUCCAACCCAAAAACAUCAGCUCCUGCUCCAAGACCCGCCUCUGCAUCCACCACCAAGCCCAUCUCCACCGCCUCUCCCAAACCUCCAGUCUCCAAGACAACCAGGCCUGCUGGAACUACCCCUGCUGCCCGCUCUUCCCCUGCCACCCCGAAACCAGCGACUCCAACAGCUGCCAGCAAAACUACAUCUGCAUCCAGACCAACAACCGCUACACCCAAGACACCAUCCACCACUGCUAAACCCUCUCCUGCUAAAACCACAGCCCCCCCUGCUGGUCGCACUCCCACUGCUAAGACCACAACACCUGUCAAGAAAGAUGUCAGUAAGCAGCCAUCCACCCCUGCGGCCAAGAAACCCUCCGCCUCGCCACUCACCCGGCCAGCACCGGCAAAAACCACCAAACCUGACACCCCCAAAUCAGCCACUGCUGCCAAGCCAGAAUCCGCUUCCAAGAAACCCCCCACCUCAAGCAAAGCAGUGGAUGCUAAGACUAGUAAACCUAAGGAGAACAAAGCGGCACCAUCCAAGGAAAUCAGCGCAAGCGCCAAGACAACAAGCAAGUCCAGCGCUAAGACAAGCAGCCCAAAGAAGGCGGUUGGCAGCAGUACUCCAAUGCCAGUGAAGCGUGGCCCUAAAACCACCCAGCCUGCAGAUGCCACAGAGGGCCAGAAAGAGGACAUUCUACCCAUUGUGGCUGCGGUUGCAGCCCCAGUUGCAGCUGCUGCUGCUGUUGUUUCCAUGACAACCUCAGAAGAAGCACCUGAACACUCAGCCACACCUUCAGUACCUGCUGCCUCUGAGGAAGCACCUGAGGCCAGUCCUGCUGUCUGUGAGGUUAAAGCAGAUGUGACUGCUUCUGCCUUGGAGAAAGCACCUGAAGACACAGAAAUGCCCAGAGUUCCCCCGACAUGUGAUGAGACACCUGAAGAUACAGUCACACCUGUCAUUCUUGCUUUUGAUGAGAUGACUGAAGACACAGUCCCACCUGUCAUUCCACCUGCUUCUGAUGAGAGACCUGAAGACACAGCCACACCUGUCAUUUCCCCUGCAUCUGAAGAGACACUUGAAGAAAAGGUUACACCUGCCCUUUACCUUGUUUCUGAUGAGACUCCUGAUGACACAGCCACACCUUUCAUUCCUUCGGCAUCUGACGAGUUGCUUGAAGAAAAAGUUACACCCGCCCGUCAUCCUUCUGAUGAGACGCUUGAAGAAACAGCUGCAUCUGUCCUUCAUCCUGCUUCUGAAGAACCUCAAGCUUUUGAUGAGAUACUUGAAGACAGAGUGACAUCUUUCAUUUCUUCUGCAUCUGACGAGAUGCUUGAAGAAAAAACUACACCUGUCCUUCAUCCUUCAUCUGACGAGAUGCUAGAAGAGACAGUUACAUCUGCCCUUCAUACUGGUUUUGAAGAACCUCAAGCUUUUGAUGAGAUGCUUGAAGACAGAGUCACAUCUUUCAUUACUUCUGUUUCUGAUGAGAUGCUUGAAGAAACGGUUACACAUGUGCUUCAUCCUGCUUCUGAUGAGAUGCUUAAAGAAACAGUUACAUCUUCCCUUCCUCCUGAUUCCGAAGAGGCACUUGAAGACACCUUCACACCCAUCCCUCAUCCCACUUCUUACGAGACACUCAAGGACACAGUUACACCUGUCCUUCAUCCUGCUUCUGUAGAGGCACUUGAAGAAUCAGUUGCCCCUGUCAUUUCAGCCUCUGAAGAGGAGGAGCAUGUUCAUCCCCAAGACAUCCCACAGAGCAUGGACCUUUCCAAAGAUGACAGUGCAGUGUCUCAGCUAGCUGCUACAGUGGAUCUGGUCAGUCUGAAUGAGCCUGUGUCUGCUGUGUCUCCUCUAGGCACCACAGUACUGUCCCCACCAUCCUCUCCCACUGGCUCUGCUCCUCUUUUGGAAAUGCAUGGUCCAGCUGAAACUUGGUCUCAAAGUCUGUACCCCAGCACCAUGACCCCAGACGAGCAGGAGCAGGAGGAUGAGGAUGGAGUCCAAGAUGUCAUUCAGAUGUCCUCUUUCGCAGCAGAGAAUAUUAUACAAGGCUUUGAUCUGCUGAGCUGCACUGGGGCAGAUCCCUUCAGAAGCCAAGCUCCUGUCUCCCCCUGUCAGGAGAAAGAGGAGGCGGUGGAGAAAGCGGAGGAGGAGAUUAAUGAAGACGUUGAUGAGGAAGAGGAUGAGGAAAGAGAAAUUGACAGAGUGCAAGCAGUGUCCCAAACAGUGAUUGACAAUGAUUGUAUAAAGGGUGUGGCUGAUUUUGUCAGUUCUGAUUGGGGUAUGAUGCAGUCGGAUGAUAGAAAUAUCAGUUAUGCAUAUGAAAGAGAAGAAACAUCUCCCUUCAAUACUGAGAACAGCUGCACUGAUAAAGAGACAAGUGACAUCUUCUUGAACGAGCAACCAUUCCAGGGACCUCCUGGAAUCGACUCUUACUGUGAUGAAGACGAGGAUGAGGAGGAUGAUGAGAAAGAGGAAGAACAUGAAAAUACUGAGCAAUACCAUGAGCAACACAAAGACAAUGAGUUUGUGGAAAAAGAUGUGGAGAUGGUCUGCAGCAGAAUGGCUGAAAGUGGAAUUUGUAGUAAUGAUAGAGAUGAUGAUGAGGAUUAUGGAGGUGAAGAUUACAGAGAGGAGGCUCAUCUCAGUCUUGACAACAAGGGCCACGCUGUGGAUGCACCAUCUAUGACAAAGACAGAAGCUUGGGGUCAUUCCAAUCCAUUCUCAGAGCCAUGGGUCCAGUCUGCUUUUAUUGUGUCUGAAUCAAACCCAAUAGAUACAAGAUCUGAGGAACCAGACACUCCCCCUAAAUCCCCAGUAGAGUCCUUCUUACACAUAAAUCCACCACUGAUCGAGACCUCAGAACCUCAACCCGAUGUCCAAGAGCAGACAAAGAGUGCAUUUCCUGUGGAGUCUGGCAUCUUGGCAGCACCUGCCAUUGGGAUGUCGCAGUCCAGCACUCUCAGCGGGACGGCUCUGGCCGCACACAGCAGCAGCGAGACCAGCACACCCGAGGAGCUUCAAGACUACGACAGCAGCUCGGGUGUUGAGUCCAGAUCAGACAAGCAACAGACGCCAGUUCCUGCAAUGCAGAUGGACAUGGACCAAGAUCUUGGUAUCCACCUGGAGCGAGGUGAUGGGGAGGAGGAAGAAGCAGAAACGCUGCCUGCCGACGAGGUGUUGGGUGAGGGACUAACAGCACCCGCCUCGGUUCCGUCGUCACCUUCAAGUUCUGGUGAUGAGGCAAGUGACACAGAGGGUGAGUUGCAGAUCAACGACCCUGACGUCGCAGUUGACGAAAGCGCCGCCAUCCCUCAUAACCUCGUUUCUCUUGAGGAAGAUGAGGAGGUCCCGGGGCAGAUGGGAGAGGAAGAUGGAGAUACGCCUCAGUCUGCAAACUCUGUGGCCUCUUAUGGUUUCGACUGCUCCAACUCCAAUGCCCACUCCACGGCUGAGAGCUGUGGGAAAAGCCCGGGUAUCUUCAGUUUGGAAAAUGAAGAACAGCUUCCAGAGGAGUUCAAGGAUCCCUCUUUCAUUAAAGAGCUUACCUUGCCUGCAGCUUCAGCCUACAGCGACGACUUGUUAGGCGGCCCGGUGGAUCUGCUGCCUAUCAGCGAGCCCAAAGAGAGAGAUGCAGGCUUUGAUGAGCACUACAUGAUGUGCAGGAAGACUGAGCCCACUGCGAUGGAGGAGUUGGAUCCCGAGUCUCCCAUGCACCUGUCACCCCAACAUGGGGAUGAUUCAGAUGGCCAGCCACCCUACUACUCUACUAUAUGUGAUAAGACUGAUAAUUUUCUGGCAGGUAAUGUAUAAAGUACCUCCUUUGGAAUGCACCUUGUCUACCCUAAACCCCGCACCCCCACUGUUCUCCACGUCUUUUAGAUGUGGGGUUAGCGAGUAUGAAUAGUAAUAAGGAAUGGAAAGGGGGGAAAGGAGAGGUGUCAGGGGAGGGACUAUAGCUUUGUCUGAGCUGCUCUAUGUUCUUCUAUUACCAUGCUCAUGGUUAUGAUUGUACGGCUUAAACUUCUGUAUGUACAGUAGCGAUUCUCAUUUUCUAUUAGAAUGUACUUUUUAAAUAACACUGCGUUUCAUGGCAACCCUGAAGAUGAAAUGUUAAAAUUAGUCCUUUGAUGAAAGUAAUGCAAAAAAAAAAAAGAAACACACGUCAUGGACUCAACCUACCUUUGUAUUUAUCCUACUGUUUUUACCGAUCUAGUGUCAAUUCUUUUAUACUUUGUUUUUGUUUUGUUUUAUUUUAUUUUAUUUUGCUGUGGAAAUCCUUGUCUUAUUGUCAUGUUUGUACACACAUCAGUUUUCCUGCACUAGCUUUAUUGACUUCUUUAACUUGUUCCGGUGUCCAGCACUAACACUUUUAGCAUUAAGUACAGGUUAGAUGUUACAGAAGCGUUUCACACUCGCAGUGUUUGACAUAGAGAGGUGAAUGUGUGUUAGAUGGCUUGUCAUGAUUCAUUUUUACUGUGUUUUGUUAGUUUUGGGCUACUUGACAAUAACUGCUGAACAUUUUCGUAAAGGAUAACGUAGAUUCCCAUUGGCACGUAACAUAAGUGUUUUCAAGUACAGAGUUUCGACUGAUCUGGAUUCUUUCAGUAUUUGGACGUUCUUGCUUUGGAACAGACUAACUCUUACUGUUUAUGAAAAAAAGUGUUUUCCUGCAUUUGUAAGUCUUAAAAUAAUGCUUGCAAGUCGUUGUAUUGUGAGCACUGGGACAUUUCGAGAACAAUUGGAAGUGCAUGUGCAAUUCAUCGAGAAAUUGUGGUCCGGAGUGUUUGGACACAAUAACCGUUCACAAUAACUAAAAGGUUUUCAAAAUUGCAUUAAACAUUAUUACAAGGCU